GGCUCGACGACAAGACAUGUCAAAAUUUUUGUGAUGUCGUUGUUAAAGAGUCAAUUUACUUUUGAAGAAGCAUGGCCAUGUAUGCGUCCAAUUAUUUUAAAACUUUUGAAGCAAGAGCCAGUCACUCAAGCAGAAUGGCAAGACUUGUUUUAUUCCGUCCAUCAGGCAUGCUUGGACGAAAAAGGCUCACCCAAGUUAAGAGAUGCUUUGAAGGAAGAUAUUAUGGACUUUAUCAAACAAGCUCAAAAAAGGGUAAUGGCUCAUCAAGAAGAGCAGGCUUUAUUAAAAGCCUACAUAGUGGAGUGGAGUAAGUUUUUUACACAGUGCAAUUACUUGCCAACUCCGUUUAGACAGUUGGAGGCAUCACUCAAAGGAAAAACGAACUCUUGCAUACACAAGAAAAACCAAUCAAAUGAUGAGAGUAUCGUUAGAAAGUUGAUGCUCGACAGUUGGAAUCAAAGCAUAUUUAGCGAAAUUAAACAAAGGCUUCAAGAUUCUGCAAUGAGGCUAGUAAGAUCAGAGAGAAAUGGACAAGUGUUUGAUUCUCAACUUGUAAUCGGUGUUCGAGAGUCGUACGUGAAUCUUUGCUCUAAUCCUACUGACAGAUUAAAAAUAUAUAGAGAGAAUUUCGAAGCUGCGUACAUAGAUGAAACUGAAGCUUUUUACAUGUUCAAAGCUCCUGAGCAGCUUCAAACACAGGGAGUGGAAAAAUACAUGAAAUACGCUGAGCAGAAAUUAAAGGAAGAGGAAAUUCGUGCACAAAAAUACCUCGAGCCAAACAGCGCUAGCGUGCAAUUGCUAAUGGAACGUUGCGUGAAGGUUCUGGUUGCCAACUUCAAGAGUGCGAUUCUUGCAGAGUGCCCAAGGAUGAUACAACAGCAUGAGACAGAAAAAUUACGACUAAUGCUGAAAUUGAUGGACCGAGUUACGGAAGGUGUGACGCCGAUGCUCCUCGAUCUUGAAGAGCACAUAGCUACAGCAGGUCUCGACGACAUGAUGGCAGCUGUAGACAUAAUAACGCAGGACUCUGAAAAAUACGUAGAAAGAUUACUCGAUUUGUUCCGGCGCUUCUCUGCUCUUGUCAAAGAAGCCUUUGAUGAUGAUCCUCGCUUUCUUACCUCGCGCGAUAAAGCUUAUAAGCUCGUUGUCAAUGAUUCGUCUGUCUUCAAACUCGAACUUCCCGCCAGGCAAAAUGUCGCUGGCAAUCUUGUGCUACCUACUCCCCCGUCUACUACAGCACCAGGUCUACGAGCUGUAGGAAGUGUGAAUAGCAGCUGUACGAUCAAGCCCCUAAACAACAACCAAAACGGGCAACCAGAGUCCAAAUGUCCCGAGCUCCUUGCCAAUUACUGUGAUAUGCUACUGAGAAAAACGCCGCUCAGCAAAAAACUCACAUCAGACGAAAUAGAGAGCAAGCUCCGAGAUGUGCUAUUGGUACUGAAGUACGUUCAGAACAAGGAUGUGUUUAUGCGUUAUCACAAAGCGCACUUGACGCGACGCUUGAUACUCGAUACGUCUGCCGAUUCGGAAAAAGAGGAAAAUAUGGUCGAGUGGUUGCGAGAAGUCGGUAUGCCAGCGGAUUACGUCAACAAAUUGGCUCGAAUGUUUCAGGAUAUUAAAGUCUCACAAGACUUGAAUCAAAUGUUCAAGGAACAGUGCCGAGCUACCAUUGCCGACAGUAUCAAUAUCAAAAUACUGAAUGCUGGAGCCUGGGCGAGAGGCAGUGAACGCGUUACAGUCAGUUUACCACUCCAGCUCGAGGAUUACAUACCCGAGGUGGAAGAAUUUUAUAAGAAAAAACAUAGCGGUCGAAAGCUGCAGUGGUAUCAUCACAUGUCCAAUGGCACGAUAACGUUUUCAAACCAAGUGGGCCGGUUCGAUGUUGACGUGACGACAUUCCAGAUGGCUGUGCUGUUUGCCUGGAAUCAACGACCCCUGGAAAAAAUUUCUUAUGAAAAUCUUCGUUUAGCGACAGAGUUGCCGGACCCGGAACUGAGGCGAACUUUGUGGUCGCUCUGCGCUUUUCCUAAAAUCAAGCGCCAGCUCAUCAUCGUGGAUCCUAUAGCCCACAGCCCUAAGGACUUUUCGCAAGCCACAAAAUUUUGGAUCAAUCAGGAAUUUGCACUAAUAAAAAAUGGAAAAUUGCAAAAACGUGGAAAGAUUAACUUGAUAGGUCGGCUACAAUUGUCCACCGAACGAAGCAAAGAAGAAGAUAAUCAGUCUAUUGUACAACUCAGGAUAUUACGUGUACAGGAAGCAAUAAUAAAAAUUCUAAAAAUGAGAAAAAAGAUCACAAACACUCAAUUGCAAUCAGAACUUAUAGAUAUUUUGAAGAAUAUGUUUCUGCCAAGUAAAAAAAUGAUCAAGGAACAAAUAGAGUGGCUCAUCGAACAAAAAUAUAUUAGGAGGCAUGAUAAUGAUAUAAACACGUUUGUAUACAUGGCAUAACGAUAAUUAUGCACGGAAAUUAUUCGAGCCUGUCGGUAACUGACCACGACUCCAAUGACAUACUAUAUUUUUGUAAUGAUGCAAGUUGCGUUUUUUGAACUCCCCACUCAGUAAAUCUUUCCGACAUGAUUUUAAGACUAACGCUGUAGAAGGAAUAGACUGGGUCGUUGACUGAAUUGUCAAGACGGCUUUGAAAUUUCCGAAAGGAAAAAAAGUACAAGGAACUUCAAGAGCAUUGUACAUGCAUUCAUAAAAAUAGUAUUAAUAAUAGUUUUACUAAAUUUUAAGACGCUAAAUUAGUUGUUGCGUUAUUUUUUGUCAAUGGCUCCUUGCGCUUUAUUUUCUGUGAUUUUUUUCAAAUGACCGCUACAAGUCUUGUUUUUAUGAUGGUACCUUUUUGUAAGGUACAAUAAUAUAAACUGUGACAAAUGCUACGUUGCAACUAAUUCUAAUAUUUGCUUUAAGCACGUCCGUAAAAAAUUGAAUACUUUGAAGCUUUCUAUUUUAUAUCAUUUUUUGUCAAGACAAUGAUUUUUUUGUGUUCUGACUGUACUUGGCUCUGAUAGCAUUAGAAUGGAUUGUCAACUUAUCUGUUAAUAAUCUUCCUAAACAAAGAGUAGAUAACGAUAAAACUGUAUAAAGCAUUUGUAAUAUUUAAGCGUUGAAACCAUAGUAUUGUAAGAGUUUGAAAAAUGAA
Messenger RNA from Copidosoma floridanum, 3145 nucleotides. RefSeq names its product cullin 5 (gene Cul5). NCBI's taxonomy places the organism in Eukaryota, Metazoa, Arthropoda, Insecta, Hymenoptera, Encyrtidae. Gene Ontology annotation, molecular function: ubiquitin protein ligase binding. Gene Ontology annotation, cellular component: cullin-RING ubiquitin ligase complex. The record is from RefSeq and is a predicted model, not a curated record. Gene Ontology annotation, biological process: ubiquitin-dependent protein catabolic process.